Messenger RNA from Cuscuta campestris, 1528 nucleotides. The record is from the annotation of a GenBank genome assembly. NCBI's taxonomy places the organism in Eukaryota, Viridiplantae, Streptophyta, Magnoliopsida, Solanales, Convolvulaceae.
CUCGCGUCCAAACUUAACCGUUUGAGAGUAAAGCGAUCAUGGGCUCUUCUUCUAGAAAUCUCUACGCAGGAAUUGGAGAAGGUCAAUCCACUUCUAGGCCACCACUCUUUGAUGGCACCAACUAUUCCUAUUGGAAGGAACGGAUGAGAAUCUAUAUCCGUUCCACCAACUUCCAAUUAUGGUUGGUCAUCAAAACGGAGAGGAAGUCCCAAUGAAGAAAGUAGGAGAAACCACGGUUCCAAAAACCGAGAGCGAGUUUGAUGCCGAGGACAUCAAGAUUGAGAAUUAUGCAAAGGCCAUCAAUAUGCUAUAUUGUGCGGUCAACCCCGAUGACUACCGAAAGAUCUCCUAUUGCACAACCGCCAAGGAGAUGUGGGACAAGCUUGAAGUAACGUACGAAGGUACUGAUCAAGUGCGUGAAGCCAAGAUCGAUUUUCUUGCCCAAGAGUAUGAAAUGUUUCGAAUGAAGGAAGGUGAGAAAAUCGAUGACAUGUUUGAUCGUUUCUCAAAAAUCAUAAACGAUCUUCAUGCUCUUAAGAAGACGUACACCAACAAGGAUCUCGUAAGGAAAAUCCUGCGAAGCCUCACCCCCGAAUGGAGGUCAAAAGCCGAUGCAAUCUAUGAAUCCAUUGGAGUCUCCAAUGGUGUAAACCGACUUUCAUCCAACGUCACCAUCGAUAGGCUAAGAGGUAAUCUUAAAACCUAUGAAUCUACUAUUCUAACCCCGUAUUUGGAUGAACAAAAGAAAAAGGGGAUAGCUCUCAAAGCAACCAUGAAACCGGUGGAAGAGGUUUCAAGCGAUGAUGACAACGAAAAUGGACUCGUCAUCAAGAAGUUCCACAAGUUCAUGAAGAAGGAAUUUGAGCGGAAGGGAAGGAAGCACGACGGUCCUCCCAAGUUCUAUGGCUGUGGCGAGAUUGGCCACAUCAAGCCAAGGUGUCCAAAAGCCAAACACGGCAAGGACAAGCCUGGCUUCACGAAGCAAAGGGCUUACAUAUCUUGGGGUGGCGAUUCCGGUGACGAAUCAACCGACCAAGAGGAGGAAGAAGCUGCAAAUCUUUGCCUCAUGGCGCACGAAGAUCAAAACGACAAUGUCCAAGAGUGGCUUCCUGCUGCCAUUCGCCUGGGCAGUAAGGCAGUAACGAAACUGCAUUCCCCUGGAUUUUGGAUCUGUUUUGCAUAUGGGCUGAACUGGGUGGAUUUGCUGAAGUUGGUUGGUACCAUUUGUGAUGGAGCUGCUGAAUGUGGGUUGUUGAUCCCUUAGUCACUUGUGAAAGUUCUAAAGGCAACCUCCGUACUCAGUAGACCCACGGUUAUUAUAGGAGACUUCAGGACACACACACACGAUGCUAUAGCACUCUCUCUAACACAAACCAAAGUAAGGUGCAGAAUAAAGUAAAGAUGCAACAUAGAGAAAUUGUUUACGCAGUUCGGAAACUUUCCUACUCUGCGGGGCCCACAUCCGUGUAACAGCCCUUCCACUAAAUCACCGUAAUGAUUACACCUUCAAUAACAAGAGACUCAAUCU